AUGAUCAGUCUCUUUGACCAACUGCCUGAUUUAACAUUACUCGAAAUAUUUUCUUAUCUAUCUUGUGCUGAUGCUUUAUGGUCAUUUUCUAAACUCAAUUCGCGUCUGACAACAUUGUUAACAGAGCGAGGUUUUUAUCGUCAUGUUAAUUUAUCAUCAACUGGUAAAAAACAAUUCGAAACAAUUUUUUCAACACUUCGAUUAAAUGAAAUACAAUCACUUGUCAUUGAUCGUUGCACGUCACCUCUUCAACUAAAAAGAUGGCUUCAUUUACCACAUUUGACAGCAUUACGAUUACAAGGUGUACGCAAUUUUAGGGAGGGUGGUAUAACAAAAAGUAUGGCUUAUCCAUCAUGGAACAUGUGUCAAUUUCUCGAAAGAACACUUUGUUGUUUGCCUAAUCUUCAAUCACUUGAUUUAGGAAUGGAAACAUCUUUUGUUUUAUACAAGUGGCCUUUCAAAGCGAUAGAAGCACCCUUAACCUAUCUAAAAAUUUCAUUGGGUGGGACGCAUUUUUUGAUUGAUAUAUUUUCAACGAAACCGUUAUCAUAUACUUUAAAGCAACUACAUAUAAAAAUUAGGGAUCUUUGUGGUGAUUUUGAUUUUUCUUUACGUAAUAAAGGCCUUUUACAUCGAAUGGAAUCUUUACAUACAUUUACUUUUAUUAAAUCAUUUAAAUGCUAUUCAAAUGAGGAAUGGAAAUUUGUUAAUGUAUUGACAAAUUCUGAUAUUAUGCCUGUUUUACGACGAAUAAAUUUUUCUGUUUUUAUCGAUGCCAAUGAUCUGGUUCAGAUGACUCAUUCAAAUCUCUUUGUUGACGAUCGUCAUAUUGAUGUUCAUUAUGUUUUUAUGAUUAGUGAUGAUCGACAACAUUCUGAACUUGAUGAAUAUGUGCCACAUGGUAGUUUAUCACAUCCUCGUCAAAUAGCUAGUGUAACAUUUAUUUCUGAAUGUUGGCCUGUUGAUUCAAUGAUGCAUAAUCGUGAUGAAAUUUAUUUAGACAAACCUAGAAAUCGACAACAUAUAUUCUAUACUCUGCCAUGGGCUUUUAAUGAAUUUUUUCCAUUAUGUGUUCCAGAUGGAUAUAUUAAUGAAUUGGAAGUUUUUACAUCGACUUCUCCAGUUAAUAGAGUUGGUUCAUCACAUGUUCGAAAAUUCAGUAUAUCAAAUAAUUUUCCGUCAUUGGCUACUUCUUUUCCUCACAUAAUGUCUUCGAACAAAGUAGUUGAACUGCACUUAUCACGAUGUGAUAGAGAAUUACCUGUAAAUUUACCAAUUUUUGAUCAUCUCAUUAUUACAGAUAGUCUUGACUUAUUGAAUAAGUGUUGUUUUUCAAGAAAUAUUCGAUCAAUUCAAAUUACUCUUAAUCAAGAAUAUAUUCAUUUGGCAAGAAAUGAUUGGAAUGAUUUGCCGAUUCUCUCUACGUUACCAUUUUUGAACUCUUUACGCAUACUUUUAUAUGAUAUGAAUGUUCCACCAAAUGAUAUAAGUCGCCAUAUCAUCGUAGAAACAAUAUCAAAUAUGUCUGACUUUUGCUUUUGUUUUCGGCGUAAAUGUUACCAAAGUCGUCGAAAUUUUGAAUCGGCCCAUACUAUGCAGGCUAUAUUCAUUACACAAUUGCGGAAUGAUAUUCUUGCUUUACCAUUGAAUGAAAAACCUAGAAUUGUUGUUGAAAAGGGUGGCUAUGGGCUUAUUGCAUGGCUUUGA
This is a messenger RNA of Rotaria sp. Silwood1, 1707 nucleotides long. The record is from the annotation of a GenBank genome assembly. NCBI's taxonomy places the organism in Eukaryota, Metazoa, Rotifera, Eurotatoria, Philodinida, Philodinidae.